AUGGGCACGCCUGAAUACGAUGCAUCAAAAGUAGUUGUAGUAUUUGUACUGGGAGGCCCUGGUGCAGGUAAGGGUACGCACUGUGCACACCUUGUGCGCGACUAUGGCUUCGUGCAUCUUAGCGCAGGCGAUUUGCUCCGUGCAGAGCAAGCUCGCCCAGGCUCACAGUAUGGUCAGAUGAUUGCUGAGUACAUCAAAGAAGGAAAAAUCGUUCCGAUGGAAGUCACAAUUUCGCUUCUGCGAAAUGCCAUUCAGUUGGCCAUUGAAGAGCACGACCAGUCCACGUCCGAAGGAUGGGGCAACGGUAAGGGCCGAUUUUUAAUCGAUGGAUUUCCGCGGAAAUUGGACCAGUCGUACAAGUUCGAAGAGAGCGUGUGCCCUGCGCAGCUCGUGUUGUUCUUGGAAUGCUCGGAAGAAAUCAUGCUGAAGCGGCUGCUUCAGCGGGGCGAGACUAGUGGCAGAACUGACGACAAUAUUGACUCUAUCAAGAAACGCUUUCGUAUGUUGAAUGUAUAUGCAUACUGA
Malassezia globosa CBS 7966 is the source of this 525-nucleotide messenger RNA. RefSeq lists its product as uncharacterized. The transcript has a single exon. Gene Ontology annotation, molecular function: UMP kinase activity; ATP binding. Gene Ontology annotation, biological process: CDP biosynthetic process; UDP biosynthetic process. NCBI's taxonomy places the organism in Eukaryota, Fungi, Basidiomycota, Malasseziomycetes, Malasseziales, Malasseziaceae. Gene Ontology annotation, cellular component: cytoplasm; nucleus. Bases 1 to 525 code for a protein of 174 amino acids. The record is from RefSeq and is a predicted model, not a curated record.